Messenger RNA from Mesorhabditis spiculigera, 546 nucleotides. NCBI's taxonomy places the organism in Eukaryota, Metazoa, Nematoda, Chromadorea, Rhabditida, Rhabditidae. The record is from the annotation of a GenBank genome assembly.
AUGACUGCCGGAGACAUCGUGGAAAAGCUGCCGGCGAAGCAGGCCAAAUCGGCGGAGAAAAGCAACAGCGCCUCCGAGCGGCUAGCCGAUCACUUGUCUGAUGAGAACUACAUUGAGCAGCAGGACCAACAGUUGCGCGAUAUUGAGCAAGAGGCCAGCGACUUGUCGGACACGUACGCGUGGAUACGCCCGAUGCGCCGUGACGGCAACUGCUUCUACCGCGCCGCACUUGCCGCCCAAGUCGAGCGAAUUGUGCGUGACCCGGAUGAGCUGAGACGCUUCGACGCGGUGUGUAAGGGCUGGAAAGACCGGCUGCUGAGACUCGGCUUCCAGGAGAUGACCACCACCGACUCCGCGAUGUGUGUCAUUUUCCAGACUCGUCGCCCCGGCUACCUGAAGGAGCACGCUGACGAGUACGCACCGUUCAUCGACAACGGCCUGCCGCUCGAGCAGUACUGCGCCCAGGAGAUUGAGACGAUGUGGCGCGACGUCGACCAUUUGGCCAUUCAGGGACUCGUCAGCGGGCUAGGUGAGGGGUUGAAUUGG